AUGCCCAAGCGGGGCCGCCCGGCGUGUGCUCCGAGCGUUACUGGUUACUCGCGGGAGAUCUACGAGAGGACCAGGCAGCUCCUGUUCCGCGGGGCCAAGGCCUGCAAGGACCACGCGUGGGAGGAAGGCUGUGCAGUGGUGGAUCUGCCAGAGUCCCCGAAGCUGGGCCCCAUGGAGGCCCCUCGGGCCACACGGGGGCAGAUGCUGAUCGGACCAGACGGCCGCCUGACCCGGAGGGGAGCCCAGGCCUUCGAAGCCGAGGCGCCUGGGGCAGCGCGCAGAGCCUGCUCCUCCUGCGUGCGAACGGGAGCGGUGGACGGAGCGGCCUGCGGCCAGUGUGAGCGCGCCCUGUGCAGGCACUGCGUGCGCACCUGCGGCAGCUGCGGGACUAUGGCCUGCACCCUGUGCGCGCUCGUGGACUGCAGUGACGUCCACGAGAAAGUGCUCUGCGCCAGCUGUGCCAUGUUCGAGGCCUGAGGGCCGAGCGGACGUGGCCUUCCAGGCAGGACGGCCUCCCGGUGUGACGCAGAGGGACCCGGGAGUGG
Myotis lucifugus (little brown bat) is the source of this 545-nucleotide messenger RNA. It is a transcript of the gene SIVA1, whose product is annotated as SIVA1 apoptosis inducing factor. The record is from RefSeq and is a predicted model, not a curated record. Gene Ontology annotation, biological process: extrinsic apoptotic signaling pathway. The transcript has a single exon. Gene Ontology annotation, molecular function: CD27 receptor binding. NCBI's taxonomy places the organism in Eukaryota, Metazoa, Chordata, Mammalia, Chiroptera, Vespertilionidae. Bases 1 to 477 code for a protein of 158 amino acids.